Molecule: messenger RNA, 1269 nt
Organism: Trichophyton benhamiae CBS 112371
Lineage: Eukaryota; Fungi; Ascomycota; Eurotiomycetes; Onygenales; Arthrodermataceae
Exons: 1
Coding region: 1-1269 (422 amino acids)
Biological process (GO): RNA 3'-end processing
Cellular component (GO): nucleolus; TRAMP complex
Molecular function (GO): mRNA binding; poly(A) RNA polymerase activity
Source: RefSeq, a predicted model, not a curated record
AUGAAGCUACGGAAGUUGACGAGGGAGCUGGAAAGGCUAAAUGAGCGCCAUAUGAAGAAGCUGUAUCCCACGGACCUGAAAUCGCUUCCACCGAGGACAGAACAUCAAAGUCCUGUACAGUGCAAUUGGUUGGAGUACAUGAAUAGGCAGGAGUCGAAGGAUGGAUAUACGCGGCUGAGUGAUGAACUUCAAGCGUUUGAGCUGUACAUGUCUGAAAUACGUCAAGAGAAGGAAGCGGUGAGGAAGGUUAUAGGAGAGAUAGAGGAGAUGUUAAAACCUAUUGGCGGUGAUUCCAACCGGAGGCCGAUUCUCGUCGGAUCGCGGUACACAGGCAUGGAAACGCGAAAUUCGAACGUUGACCUUAUGCUUCCCAUGGAAGACCCCGAUGGGCUGCCCACCAGCGUACGUGGACCGAGCGUGACUCGUCCCAAAAUCACUGCAAUACAGAUGGGCAUUCUGGUCCAAUCUGCACGUCUCCUACGUGCAACCGGAACAUUCUCUAGUGUCACUGUUAAGAAGGAACAUGUCCCUUUUGUCUCUGCUGUUCAUUCAGCUACGGGCCGAAAUUCACGGAUAUACUGUGGUCUCAAACCCCAUUCAAGCAUGGAAUAUGUCCUGGGCUAUAAGGCCGAGUUCCCUACUUUACGAUCAUUAUACCUUGCUCUACGAAUGGUUCUGGAGACAAGAGGAAUGUUUGGCAUGGAAAACCGGACCAUCGACGCAUACGGGCUUACAAUGAUGAUUGUAGCAGCGCUGAAGUUGGGAGAAGGCAAAUUCGGCCGUUCAGACCUCGCAAAGCAAUUCUUGCAUGUUCUUCGCUUUUAUAAGGAUCUCGAUCUCCUUCGUUAUGGAAUAUCUGUGGAACCACCGGCUCUUUUCAGGAAGAGAGCCCAUGCUCGGGCUCAUGGUACAGAGCCGCUGCCACAUGUUAGGGGACAGAAGAGCAUUGCCAAAAGGUCAAUCGCCAGAGGUGACAAGAUGUUAUGUUUACAGGACCCGGCUGAUUUCAUGAACGAUUUGGGCAUGUCGAGCUUUGACAUGCCGAAGGUGAAGGGUGUUUUUGCCAAGGUCUACGAUGAUAUACUGGAGAAAGCAGAAGCAUGGGAUGGAGAGGCUCAGGCGGGUAAAGAGCUGGUAUCUGAUGCCAAGGCCGGUCCCGAUGUUGAGGCUGCAGAGUCGGAGAGACCUAGCCUAUUGAGAUAUGCCCUAGGGUCGAAUUAUGACCACCUAGAGGUAUUAAGGGAUAAAGCCCUGUUUGAAUGUUCAUGA